This is a messenger RNA of Gallus gallus (chicken), 3431 nucleotides long. RefSeq names its product R3H domain and coiled-coil containing 1 (gene R3HCC1). Gene Ontology annotation, molecular function: nucleic acid binding. The transcript is spliced from 8 exons. Lineage: Eukaryota; Metazoa; Chordata; Aves; Galliformes; Phasianidae. The coding region runs from base 120 to 1955 and encodes 611 amino acids. The record is from RefSeq and is a predicted model, not a curated record.
GCCGGGACGGGCGCAGGCGCUGCGGAGGGGGCGGCUGCGGGGAGAGCUUGGAGGGCCUGGAGGUUCCCCCCCCCCCCCCCUCCAACUCCCCCCUCGGUGCCACCCUGGCGCUGCGCCCCAUGGACGGCGUUUUCCUCUCUCCCAACGAGGAUGAGUUCGUGGGGAGGAUCGCCGAGGAGUUGGAGCACUUCAUGCUGCAGGGGCAGCACCACAGGGUUCUCCUGUUCCCCCCUCUUUCCAGCCGCCUCCGCUACUUGAUCCAUAGGACUGUGGAGAACGUGGAUUUGCUGAGCAGCUUUUCGGUUGGGGAAGGAUGGAGGAGGAGGACGGUCAUCUGCCACUCAGCCGUGAGGAUACCCAGUGAGACCAGCGAGCAAAACCCCGCUACCACCGCACCGCGACCCCCCCGACCCACACAGCCAUGGGGCCGUGGUGCACGGGGGGCCCGGCUGCGGCAUGGUGGGGACGGGCAUGGGGACACAUCCCGAGCCUGUGUGGGGUCAGGCAGGAUCAAGAGGCCGCCCCGGAGGAAGCCUGAUAAAGCCCUAUACGUCCCCAAGGCGAUGCGUAAGAAGGUGGAAUGGGGGGAGCAGGAGGUGGGCGCCGAUGGGGCGCGAGAAGGGGAGAUCUGCCCCAAAGCUGCUCUUGAGGGGGAGGCUGAAGGCGGCCCCGGACCCAAUGGGGCCAUCGGUGGUGUCUGUUUGGUGCUUGAUGAGCAGCACAAGGAUGGGGAGGAGUCGGGAAAAAGCAGCCACGGCACAAAUGGUGACCGUCCUCCACGUUGCACCGAUGUCCCCCCGUUAGAGAGCAGCAACAGUUCCUCUGGGCAGCACAGUCAGGAUAAGGACUGUUCAGAUUCCCUCUCUUCCGUACCCAAUGAAAACCCAGCUGAGCCAGAAGAGCAGAGCAAGAGCUGUGAUGACACUGUUGGACCAGAAGGCAGCAAAACUCCGUGCCAAGACCAAAAGAGCCGCGAUGCCGACAGCAAGAGCUCCCACCUACUGGGGGAGCACUGCUCUGAUGCCACGUUGGUGCUGGAAAACCCAAAGAAGAGCUGUGCCAUGAGCCUGGAGAGCAGUGGGAACGUCUCAGUGCAAGGCGAGGACGUGGUCAGCCCGGUGUUGGAGCUGGGCGAGGGUCCCUCUGCUCCAGAAAGUGAAGAUCAGGAGAGCUUCAGCAGUGCCCGAGAAGAGCCCACCCAACAGCAGACCCCAUUGGAAGCACGGGGUGAGGCUGUGCUUGCGCCUGAGCCCAUUGGUGGUGCUGGCCCAUCGGGUCGCAGUGAGCAGGAGGAGCACAGGGAGGACGUGCCCGUGGCCAAGGAUGGGGUCAGGGAGCCCAUGGGCUUGGCUGAUGCACUACAGCGUGAGCUGCGGUUGCCCAAAGGGGACCAAGAGGAGAAUGCGGCCACCCAGAGCCGAGAGCUCGCCUUCGAGGAUGACUGCACUGCAGAGCUCCUGCAGGAGAUUAUGGGCCAUCUCACCGUGAAGGACAUCAGCGUCGAGAGGAUCACUCUGGAUUAUUCCAGCUAUGGUGAUGCUCAGGUCCACGAGGGGGAUUUUGGGCACGUAACCGAAAUCUACGACUUCUCCCCAUCACUGAAAACGGAGCACCUGAUGGAAGUGUUCUCAGAUUUCCAUGAGAGUGGCUUCAAAAUCCAAUGGGUGGAUGACACGCAUGCCCUGGGGAUCUUCUCCAGCCUGUCUGCAGCAUCUCAAGCCCUGGGGCGGCGUUACCCUUCGUUGAAGAUCCGACCACUGAUCCACGCAACAAAGCAGUCUAAAAUUAAGGCACUUCAGCGACCAAAACUCCUUCAGCUUGCCAAAGAGAGACCCCAGACUGACACGGUGGUGGCAAGGAGGUUGGUGACCAGAGCCUUGGGGCUGAAGCACCAGCAGCAGUGUGGCUCUGGCCCUGAAGGGCUCCUGCCAGAAGGUUUGGACCAGGAGGAGUGAACCAUCUCCACUCAAAAAAAAACCCAUGUGUAGACGAGCAUGGCUGUGAUAUUAAACUGCAUGCAGAACAGUGAGUUGCCAUGGGGACGUUCUCUUUGCUUUCUGAAUUGAGAAGGGAAAAAAGUUGAAUGAGAGGUUGAGCUCCAGAGCCCUGCAGAUUGCUCUUCGUGCUGGAGGACACCGUGCCCUGCUCUGUUCCAAAGCAUCUGUACUCUCUGCAGCACGUAAGGAAGUGUUACUUCGUGUUAAAGCCCACGAGGAGUUGUUAGGAGUGCACCAGGGUGAGGGAAGGGCAUCUCGCUGGCCAGCAGUUGGUCGGAGCAGAGCAUCUGUAGGAGUUGAAAACUGUUCAGUGUUUACUCUGUUGUCAUAUGGUUGUUAAAAUAUCCCCCAGUAGUGGUAGGCAUUGAGGUUCAGGGUUUUUUUUUUCUUUUUCCUCAUUUAAAAGAAGCCUGCCUGCGUUGCUCUGUUAGAAAGCAAAGUUAUUUGUUCGUUAGGAGAAGCAAACCAGAACUCAACAGUAGUUCAACUUGCACAGAGCCCGAUGGCGUGGGGUGCUCCAAGAGACACCUUGAGUUGCAGCAGCAGCAAUGGAGCAUCCCCCAGGCUCUGCUUUAGCUGCACUGUCCUGCAUCUGGAGAACAAAAUGGAGUUUCCCAACUUCCAGUAGGCUGAAAACCUCUCCUCUGUGUCACCAUCUUGGCUACAAGAAAUACUCCAGUAGGCAUUAGCAAGAACCUUUUAAGCCUCACAACAUCCCUGUGAGGUAGGUUUGUGGGUUGAUCCCUGUGGGUUGAGAUGGUUAAUUGGCAUUAUCCCAUUAGCUCUAGCUGCGUGUAGAAGCCUUCUGUACAAACACAGAGGGGGAAGGAAACUUCAGCACCAGGAAUUGUGAACAAGGCCCUAAACUGUCGUGGAGUAGGAAUAUAAAGUAGGAUUUAAAAGCAUUUUCUUUUAUUUUUUUUUUUUUUCUCCGGGUGAAACGUUUUAUUCAAGUAGGCGUGUCGGAAAACCUGUAGCAACGUAUGUCCUCAAACAAACAGAGGAGCACACUUAGCACCAUUGUGAACUGACUAAGUGUAAAGAAGAGAUCCUCAAAGCCAACGUAGGCAGGCGGUCAGCGCAUCCCCAGCGAUGCAAGCCACGAAGUUACCUCUGUAAGGUACAGGGAUACAAUGCCUUAACUAAACUCAUCCUUCGAAAGACAGAGUGAAUAUCCAGCUUAGAAGGUAACGUGUAGAUGGAUGUGGGGGGCUGUUGGGUGAAUUGCUUACUGUGCAGUGGGGAAGCAACAAUCCUGUGGAUCCAUCGUGGCUGCUGGGUGGUGGUGGAGCUCUGCUGCGGAUGUAGGCAGAGUUCUGCUCCAUUCACUGCUCCAUUGAAGGGGUGGUUCCGGGAGUCGGUUGUUGAAUGCAAGAGUUUGGUUGCAGUAUUAAAUUAUGCUUUAGACUGUUCUGCUCAGAAAGAACGCUUCGA